This is a messenger RNA of Musa acuminata subsp. malaccensis (wild Malaysian banana), 3709 nucleotides long. Its product is annotated as brassinosteroid LRR receptor kinase BRI1-like. Gene Ontology annotation, biological process: protein phosphorylation. Gene Ontology annotation, cellular component: membrane. Gene Ontology annotation, molecular function: ATP binding; protein binding; protein kinase activity. The record is from RefSeq and is a predicted model, not a curated record. NCBI's taxonomy places the organism in Eukaryota, Viridiplantae, Streptophyta, Magnoliopsida, Zingiberales, Musaceae.
CCUCUCUCUCUCUCUCUCUCCGUGCUGCGAGUACAGCACCUUCCUCUCCGAUGGUGGGAACCAAACGUUAAGGAAAACCUAGCCGACGCGAUGGUGGGUGUGGAGCUCCGUAGCUCUUCUUCCUACUCCUCAUUCGUCCGGCUCGCCUGCCUUCUCUGCUUCCUCGCCGCCGUCAGACCUAGUGACGCCGGCGACUUGGAUCUGCUGAUGUCGUUCAAGGCCGCGGUCGCCAACCCUCAGCUGCUACCGAGUUGGGAUCCCCUCCGGGGUCCUUGCUCCUUCGCCGGGGUCACCUGCAGCGUCGGCGGCCGCGUCUCGGUCGUUGAGCUGCAGGGCGUCCCUCUCGGCGCCGACUUCCGUGCCGUGUCGUCCUCGGUACUGGCCCUCGGCGGCCUCGAGAGCCUCUCACUCAGCGCUGUCAAUCUUACCGGAAACGUCGCCGGGACCCGCUGCGGCGGCGGGCUCUCCGAGCUCGAUCUCUCCGGCAACGACCUCCGGGGAUCCCUUGCCGACGUGUCCUCUCUGGCCGCUGCUUGUUCUGGGUUGAAGUCUCUCAACCUCUCCGGCAACUCCGUUGGGAUUCCACCUAUGGCGGCCGGAGAUGGUCUCGCCGUUGCUGGGUUCGACCUCGAGGAGCUUGACCUCUCCUUUAACGAGAUCUCCGGCGAGGACGACCUGCGGUGGCUUCUUUCCAACCUCGGCGCCCUCCGACGCCUCGACCUGGUCGGAAACCACCUCUCCAGCGGGAUCCCAGCCAUCGCCAACUGCUCCUACAUUCAGCACCUGGACCUCUCAUUGAGCGGCCUCUCCGGCGAGAUCGGCGUCGGUGUCUUCGGCGGCUGCCGGAGCUUGACCUACUUGAACCUGUCUUCCAACCACUUCACCGGCACUCUACCCUCCGACCUCUCCUCUUGCACUUCCUUGUCCUCCCUCAGCCUCUCCAGCAACAAUUUCUCCGGUGAGUUCCCCGUCGACACCCUGACCGCGAUGCCGUACCUUGCAACCCUUGAGUUCGCCUUCAACGACCUCAACGGCAGCCUCGGGGACUCGAUCACGCAGAUGCCGAUGCUCCAAGUGCUCGAUCUCAGCUCAAACAGGCUAACUGGGUCGAUCCCCUCCGACCUCUGCCCGAACCCAGCCUUCGCCUUGAAGACGCUCUACCUCCAGAAUAACCAGCUCACCGGCAGCAUCCCCAAGUCGCUGAGCAACUGCACCAGGCUCGUGUCCCUCGACCUCAGCCUCAACUAUAUCACCGGAGCCAUUCCUUCCGGUCUGGGCUCGCUCCCUUCCCUCCGUGAUCUGAUCAUGUGGCAGAACCUGCUCGAGGGCGAGAUCCCACCGGAACUUACCAACCUCCUGUCCCUCGAGAAUCUCAUCCUCGACAACAAUGGCCUGACCGGGUCGAUCCCGGCUGGCUUUGCCGGUUGCACUAGCUUGAACUGGCUUUCUCUGUCGAGCAACCACCUGAGUGGAACGAUCCCUUCGUGGAUCGGCCAGCUUCAUAACUUGGCAAUCCUUAAGCUCGGCAACAACUCCUUCUCCGGCCAGAUUCCGCCCCAGCUCGGAGACUGCAGGAGCUUGGUCUGGCUGGACCUCAACAACAACCAACUCAGUGGAUCGAUUCCGCCAACCCUUGCCAACCAGUCCGGCAAAAUCGCGGUCGGCCUGGUCACCGGCGAGCCGUACGUGUACCUCAAGAACGACGGGACCAGCGGGUGCCGCGGGACGGGCAACCUCCUCGAGUUCGCCGGGAUUCGGCCGGAGGACCUUGACCGGUUGCCCAGCCGGCGGUUCUGUAACUUCACCAGGGUCUACAAGGGGCUCACACAGUACACCUUCAACAACAACGGCUCCAUGCUCUUCCUCGAUCUUUCCUUCAACCAGCUGAGCGGCAAGAUCCCCAGGGAGCUCGGCAGCAUGUACUAUCUUCUGAUCCUGAACCUUGGCCAUAACCUCCUCUCCGGUCUGAUACCACCGGAACUGGGGAGCUUGCGGUACGUCGCGGUGUUGGAUCUUUCACAUAACGCUCUCGAGGGACCGAUCCCGUCGUCCUUCGCCGGCCUCGCCAUGUUGGCUGAGAUCGAUCUCUCGAACAAUAAGCUCAAUGGGUCGAUUCCCGAGCUGGGUCAGUUGGCAACAUUCCCUCGGUACCGGUACGAAAACAACUCGGGCCUUUGUGGGUUCCCUCUCCCAUCUUGUGAGGACAUCGCUGGGGCUAAUUCCAGCACCCAGCAUCAGAAGUCCCACCGCCGGCAAGCCUCUCUUGCCGGGAGUGUCGCGAUGGGACUACUCUUCUCCCUGUUCUGCAUAUUUGGACUGAUCAUAAUCGCCGUGGAGAGCAAGAAACGACAGAAGAAAAAGGAUAACGGUAACUGCUCGAGGGACAUCUACUUCGACAGCCGAUCUCAUUCCGGCACCGCCAAUUCAAACUGGAAGCUCACGGCCACCAAGGACGCAUUAGUCAUCAACCUGGCCACCUUCGAGACGCCUCUCAGAAAGCUCUGUUUCGCUGAUCUGGUCGAGGCCACCAAUGGCUUCCACAAUGACAGCCUCGUAGGUUCCGGUGGAUUUGGUGAUGUCUACAAAGCCCAGCUGAAGGACGGCAGUGUUGUCGCGAUCAAGAAACUGAUUCAUGUGAGUGGGCAAGGCGACCGUGAGUUCACAGCUGAGAUGGAGACCAUCGGAAGGAUCAAGCACCGCAACCUGGUUCCCCUUCUGGGCUACUGCAAAGUUGGAGAAGAACGGCUCUUGGUGUACGAGUACAUGAAGUACGGGAGUCUAGAGGAUGUCUUGCAUGACCGCAACAAUGUUGGGAUCAAGCUGAAUUGGGUAGCGAGGAGGAAGAUUGCUGUGGGAGCAGCCAGAGGCUUAGCAUUCUUACACCACAACUGCAUUCCUCACAUAAUCCACAGAGAUAUGAAGUCCAGCAACGUUCUGCUUGAUGAGAACUUAGAAGCCAGGGUCUCGGAUUUUGGGAUGGCGAGGCUGAUGAGUACGGUGGAUACGCACUUGAGCGUGUCAGCGCUCGCCGGCACCCCUGGUUAUGUCCCACCCGAGUAUUACCAGAGCUUUCAAUGCACCACCAAGGGAGAUGUUUACAGUUAUGGUGUUGUCUUGCUCGAGCUACUCACCGGGAGGCGGUCGACAGACUCGACCGACUUCGGGGACAACAACUUGGUGGGGUGGGUCAAGCAGCACUCGAAGAUUAGAAUAAGUGAUGUCUUUGAUCCGGAGCUAUCGAAGGAGGAUCCUUCUCUGGAGCUGGAGCUGUUGGAGCACCUUAAGAUUGCUUGUGCCUGCCUUGAUGAUCGGCCAUUCCGUCGGCCAACCAUGCUAAGGGUGAUGACAAUGUUCAAGGAGAUACAGGCAGGUUCAUCCAUGAACUCCGUGCCUUCGGCUCCUUCAGCCUCGACCGCAGCGGAUUUCUCGUAGAGUUGGAGAUGAAUUCAAAGACUGGGGAUGAUUCUUACCAGAGGAAGCAACUGAUUGCAUCCAGUAAGGCGUUUUGGCCUUUUACCUUAGCAGUGGUAUGAGAAAAACUCUUGUGUAGCUUCAGUCUAGAUCAUAUUAUACACCUAUAAAACAAUGCUAUUUAUAUAUAUAUUUUUUCCUUCACAUACUUCGAACUUAGUGUCUUGUCACAAUUUCUGUACAUACAAAGUGAAUUUUCUUAAAUUCCUGUUCCACUCUCUAUAAGUGCUUUUGUCUA